CGUAUCUGAGUGACGAGUUAAUACGAGAAUUCGACCGUUACGCAAUGUGAUGGAAUCUCCAUAACUACGACUAAAGUGCGCGAUUGAUCUUCAGGCGAGAAACAAUGCUGAUUCAAUUGUUCUUCGCCCUUCUGUCGGUCCUUGAUAACAGCUCAGCCCAAGGAGCUUUCACGCGGGAUCACAGGUUUCUGGGCAACGGCAUCGGUGGUACGUCGGUUAUGACAGCGACGAAGAAUACUGCCGGCUGGCCACAAUUUGAGACAAACGUCGCUCGAAACGUCACGAUCGCCGUUGGUCAAACGGCUUUUUUGCAUUGCAGAGUCUAUCAGCUAGGCGAUAAAGAGGUGUCGUGGAUGAGAAAGAGAGAUAUGCACAUCCUGAGCGCAGGCAUCCUCAUGUAUACCUCAGACCUGAGGUUUCAGGUCAUCCAUCCAGACAAGUCCGAGAAUUGGACGCUACAGAUCAAAUCACCGCAGCAGCGAGACUCUGGUGUUUACGAAUGCCAGGUCAGCACUGAGCCCAAGAUGUCCCUCAACUACAGCCUCAACGUGGUCGAGGCACGAGCCAGGAUAACGGGUGCCUCGGACAUAAUCGUGAAAACGGGCAGCUCACUCACGCUUACCUGCGUCAUGUCGCAAGGGCCGCACAAUCUCGGCACUGUCAAUUGGUUUCGCGGCAGCACCCAGAUAACGACCUCCACGAUAUCGGAUAAUGCCCUAGACACGGAGCCGCGGAUUAUGGUGGAGACUGAAUGGAGCGACGCGCUUACCUCCAAAUUAAAGAUCAACCGAAUAAGGUCGACUGACACUGGAAAUUACAGUUGCGUUCCGACAGCCGCGGAAAGAGCGAGUGUCAACGUACAUGUGAUCAACGGUGAACACCCGGCAGCGAUGCAACACGGGAACACAGCGGCUGGUUGGCCAACCUCAAGGACGAUCCUCUUGGCCCUCGCCUUCUUCCUCGGGAAGCUGAGAUAAUGUGCGGACCAACCAUCUCGUAAUGAAUUUACACCCAAACCUACACAAUCGUACACCCAACAAGCCAAUUGCUCCCCCAUAUGCUAUGAAGAAAACAACUGCGAAUGACGAUUACUAAGAUAAUGUAAUGUGUAUGUGUGCAUAUGUGAAAUAGAAAUAGAAUUAGAUAUACAAGACAGAAAGGCAAUACAAUAAGUACCCAAUAUAAAAUACCGAUGCAGGAAGAUAACUAUGAUUUCAUGAAGU
Ceratosolen solmsi marchali is the source of this 1223-nucleotide messenger RNA. It is a transcript of the gene dpr1, whose product is annotated as defective proboscis extension response 1. Lineage: Eukaryota; Metazoa; Arthropoda; Insecta; Hymenoptera; Agaonidae. Gene Ontology annotation, biological process: synapse organization. Bases 105 to 977 code for a protein of 290 amino acids. The record is from RefSeq and is a predicted model, not a curated record. The transcript has 6 exons. Gene Ontology annotation, cellular component: neuron projection membrane.